Messenger RNA from Camellia sinensis, 618 nucleotides. Lineage: Eukaryota; Viridiplantae; Streptophyta; Magnoliopsida; Ericales; Theaceae. The record is from RefSeq and is a predicted model, not a curated record.
AUGGCCUCCAAUUCUCUUUAUGAUAUGCUUGUAAAUGACUCUGACUUCUCUGAAUCUGAUGAUGAUUUGGAGAUGCUCAAAGUUGUUACUAUGGAUGAAGAACUACUAGAUAGUGAGAUAGGAUCAAGCUCACGUCGUGGUUCUAUUCGAGGUCGUAAAGUCAUUCAUCGUGAUCAUAUUCAAGGUCAUGAAAGGCUUUUUCUCGACUAUUUUGCUGAAUCGCCUGUAUAUCCUCCUGAGCUAUUUCGAAGGAGGUUUCGGAUGAAGCGUUCACUUUUUCUUCGAAUUCAAGCUGCAGUAGAAGCGCACGAUCCAUACUUUCUUCAAAAAAGAAAUUGUGCUGAAAAGCUUGGUUUGUCUUCUCUUCAGAAGAUAACUGUUGCACUUAGGAUGCUUGCUUAUGGAGUAGCCGCUGAUUUUAUGGAUGAAUAUGUGAGAAUUGGAGAAAGCACUGCAAUAGAAAGCUUAAAAUAUUUUGUUAAAGCAGUUGUUGAUAUUUUUUCUAAUGAGUAUUUGAGGUCACCAAACAACAAUGACAUCGCUAAACUACUAGCAGUUGGUGAAAGUCGUGGAUUUUCUGGAAUGCUGGGGAGCAUUGAUUGUAUGCAUUGGAAAUAG